AUGACCAACGUCGAUCCUCUUCCCACCGAGAAACCUUCCUCUGUUCAGCCUGGCAGCAUGUAUCCCGGACAUGCGCCUUAUCAACGGUUCCACUAUCCUGCUCCGGGCUACAAUAACAUCGGCAGCCAAGGCAAAUACGCAACACACUAUGGAGGCACUCAGCUGGCUGAUGCUCUCACAGGCCUCAGUGUCUCUGGGCAAAGUCAUAUGGCUCCGGCUCCGGCUCCGGCUCCAGGUGUCAGGCCAGGUCAGAGCAACAUGGACAUCAACAGCCUCGCUCGUGCUCACGCAUACGGCAAUAACCCUCUCAUGGUCCUUCCAAGUGGUCAAACUAUUCCUCUUCAGUCGAUCUAUGGCCAUGGUGCCACCUCUGCGGCCGAUCAACCUUCCCAGCUGCAGUAUGUCCCGACUGGCAUGUUCCCCAACUUCGUCUCCAAUACGAACAUGAUCGCCCCCUCUAUGCCUGCCUAUGGCUGGCCAUACGGUCUGCAGAACGAUGUUCCCAGUCUAGACGCUAACCGUCGCGGCUCUUGGUCUUCACAUGACGAGAAUGCGCCCGCCACACCUGGAAUGACUGUAAACGCUGCCCAAGAAUACUAUGCCAAUACUGCAAGCCUAGACCGUGGAUCUACUGUCAGCUUUCCAUAUGCAACUCCAUCUCCACCCUCCAUCGUUCAGCCAUAUGUCGCCGGGCCUAUGCAACCAAUGAAAUGUGCUGACAACAAGAAUUACGAAUCGGUCAACCUCGACAUCUUGACGCAGCAGCCACCUGCCAUUCCUCGAGCAGUUCCCGCGCUUUGGACCAAUCAGGAAGACCUGAGCCUUGCCAAAUGUCUUCAAAAUCCCGAAGGCAUCACCAACAUCUACAUCCGUGGGUUUUUGCCAGAUGUUACGGACCAAGAUGUCCAUGACUACGCUGCUCGGUUUGGAGAUAUCGAAUCGUGCAAGGCCAUUGUUGACAUGGACACUGGAAAGUGCAAGGGGUAUUUGACCCCAAUCGUGUUCCUGGCAGCAUUGACCUUUGCCAGGUUCGGUUUCGUCAAGUACUACUCCCCAGCAAGUGCGGAGAACUGCAUCCGCGGGUUCUUCCAUUUGGGCUACCAGGCCAGUUAUGCACAGAAGUCCCGCAACUCUCGCUUGAAGGAUCUUGAAGAUCGAUCGUCUGCCAAUAUCUACUGCACUGGCGUUCCAAUCAAAUGGAAUGAGGCUGACCUGGCGCACCACUUCAAACCUUAUCAUGCUAUCUCGACAAAGAUCUGCCGCGAGCCCGACACCGGCAUAUGCAAGGAGGUUGGCUUUGCUCGUUUCGAGAACCGCGAUGUUGCCGAACAGGUGAUCAAAGACUUUCACAACGUCACCAACGAGGUUGAUGGCGUCAAGCUCUGUCUACGCUUUGCCGACACUAAAGCACAGAAGCAGUUGAAGCAGACCAGUCAGGAGAAGCGCAACUGGAGAGCUCACGAAUACAAAUACUCUGUCGAGCAUACUCCGUCGCCUGAUAUGCCACGGUUCUCACAGGUCAACGGCAUUAGCCCAGCAUCUCACCUCACUUACCAAUCUCCGGCUGGAGGAAGCACAACAUUUACUCCUGCAACGUCCGUCUCCCCACCUGAAUUGGCGGGGUCCAACAAGGUCAUGGGCAACGUCAAGUCAACUGCUUGGCCGAUCCAAGGCGGACUUGCAUCCAUUAAUAGCACGCCGAUCUACCACCCUCCACAUCGCAUUAAUACGGCACGUAAUGCAUUUACCGAUCAUCUGCCCAUCAAGACGAACAUGCAGGUCGUGCAACCAGUCGAACCCACCAACAAGUCGAAAACUCCCAGCCCACAGAAGCCCACCGGCAAUGUCGAGAACAUCUCUCCGGCUCGUACGCAGAAUGAGAAUCCUGUGGUCAUGGCCUAG
This is a messenger RNA of Endocarpon pusillum Z07020, 1902 nucleotides long. RefSeq lists its product as uncharacterized. The transcript has 5 exons. Gene Ontology annotation, molecular function: poly(A) binding; poly(U) RNA binding; mRNA 3'-UTR binding. The coding region runs from base 1 to 1902 and encodes 633 amino acids. The record is from RefSeq and is a predicted model, not a curated record. Gene Ontology annotation, cellular component: nucleus; ribonucleoprotein complex; cytosol. NCBI's taxonomy places the organism in Eukaryota, Fungi, Ascomycota, Eurotiomycetes, Verrucariales, Verrucariaceae.